AAGGCCGUCAGGUGGCCAGAAAAGCAAGCAAGCGCGGAGCGUAAUCAAUACGCUCGCAGAACGCGGCGGUGCCUCGUGCGCGACAGCUCCGGCUGAGCUUUUAGUCGGACGUACGAAAGCGUCGAAAGCUCAUGAAAGCUCGUUUCGCUCGCGCGCGUCUUGCCGCGUUGCACCGGAUCGUCGUCAAGAGGCUAUAGGGUGGUGGACUUGACAGCAAGCGGCAAAAUGGCGACCGCGAUACGAAACAAAUGACUUUUCAUCAAAAGUUGAUUGUGCAAACUCCGCGUGAUACGCCUAAGACAGAUUCAUAUACAUUUGGAUCAGCUUUGAGCGGAAAGAUUCGAGCUCGAUGAAACUAGUUGGGAUGAGAACGUUGUUCAUGAUUAGGAGACUCGUUCGAUUGUCAUCAAAGCUCGAUCUUUUCGUGUAGAAACAAUUAUAGAGAUUAGAAGCAAAGAAAGUGAAUGAUUAAAUCGAAAUCGACGAUAUGAUCAACGUGGAGAAAUUCGUUCGAUGACUAUUUGGCCACGUGAAGUUGAGUUAGCUUGAAUUUCCGAUUAUCGAUCCAGGUGAUCGAUUAACGUGAUGAAUAUCGAUAAAGUGGACUAAUGAUAUUAAAAGGUGGCGUGUGGUACGCUACUUCUUAGCUGAGUGACGAUCACGUCGGUUUUAGCCGGCUUCGAUGGCUUGACGAACCUUCGCAAUAGUUAACGAUCCAUUUAUGCGAUCAUGCAUUUAUACUUCGAAAAGAAUAACAAUGCCAAGUGCGACUGCAACAUCUUGUCGCUUAGCUGGAUGGGCAAGGUGCCGGACGAGUCGCCGGAGGACGAAGGAUGGAAACUGGACCGUACGAAUUACUAUCAAGAAGGGUGGCUGGCCACUGGAAAUGCCCGAGGCCUGGUGGGGGUGACUUUUACCACGUCUCAUUGCCGAACGAGAGCCACGGAACUUCCGCUAAGGGCGAAUUACAAUCUUCGAGGACACCGUAGCGAGGUGAUAUUGGUGAAGUGGAACGAGCCGUACCAGAAGUUGGCAUCGUGCGACAGUUCAGGCGUGAUCUUCGUGUGGAUCAAGUACGAGGGAAGAUGGAGCAUAGAAUUGAUCAACGACAGAAGUACGCCGGUCACGCAUUUCUCCUGGUCCCACGAUGGUCGAAUGGCUCUCAUAUGUUACAGGGAUGGUUUCGUAUUGGUUGGCAGCGUCGCUGGCCAAAGAUAUUGGUCGUCGAUGCUAAACGACAAAGCCACCAUUACUUGUGGUAUUUGGACGCCGGACGAUCAGCAGGUUUAUUUUGGGACAACGGCUGGACAAUUAAUAGUAAUGGAUGUUCACGGGGCGAUGGUGUCCGAGGUGCAAUUGGCGGCCGGUGUCACUUCGAUGGCAUGGAGCGCUGAAAAGUUCACCAUGGAAGAAGGGGAUGACGAUUUAACGAACGAUAGAUCUCAUAAAGACGACCGAAAUUACGUGCUAGCCGUUUGCCUCGCCGAUGGGAAUAUAGUUAUGCUGCGUUCGUUCGACGACGUCUCGCCAAUCACGAUACGUACGAAUCUGAAGGCGCCCCUGCACGCGGAAUGGAGCAAUUCGAGAAAACUGCUGGCCAUAGCGGGGACGAAGGAUUCGGACAACGGUCAAGGCAGCCCUCACGAGUACGCGAACCUUUUAAAAUUUUAUUCGGUCACCGGCACGCUCGUCUACACCGCUGCGAUACCGUACACGCAAUGUCCAGUAUCGGCGCUCACGUGGGGUCACAACGACAGACGACUUUUCGUGGCGACCGGUGCACGCGUCCACGCCGCAUGGGUGUCGAGACGAGUAGGUUCGCUCCAAUUGUUGUCUCGUUUAGCUGUGAGGGCAUCUUUGACGAGGGAAUCGAGCGUUCAGCAACUCCCGUUGCCGCCGAGAUUAAGAGCGUCGGUGGCAGCCCUCUUCGCCAGUACAAUAAGAUGUUCCGUGCCAGAACCAAGGGAACUGAGACGUUUCGUGUCCCGUCCACCUCCGGAGGGUGGAAGAUUGCACUGCACGAUGCUCAGACACGCCGUGGAACCGGUGCCCUGUUACACGUUGUAUCUGGAGUAUCUAGGUGGUCUGGUGCCUCUUCUGAAAGGCAGAAGAACGAGCAAAAUCAGGCCGGAAUUUGUGAUAUUCGAUCCACAAAGCCAGGACACCCUUCAAGUGGUGGAAGACACGUCGCAGUGUCCCUCGUUCAGCGAUGGAUCCGACACGGAAAGGGACACGGCCGACCUGUGCGGAUCGCCUAGAAACAAAAGGAAAAACCGAAGGAAAAGGGAAGAGAAAACGAACGACGAUUCCGACGAUCUCACUUACGUGGACACGUUACCCGAGCACGCGAGAUUGGUCGAAGUAACGUCUAAUAUCUGGGGCACGAAAUUCAAGUUUCACGGGCUGGCUGAUUCGGUGCCCGCCAACUUGGGUCAGGUUACUUAUCGAACAUCGUUGUUGCAUUUGCAACCGCGACAAAUGACUCUGGUGAUGACGGAAUUACGGGAUGACGUGCCUGCAGGUCCGGAUCCUACCUUCAAUCCCAAUCUCUUCUCCGAGGACGAGGAGGAAUCGUUCCAGGAAUUUCAAGCCGCGUCGAGGACGACGUCCGAAGCUCAGCCGCCUCCCAUAGCGCCCAUGACGCCCCGUAACGCGCGCCUCAACUCCAAUCGUCCGAAAUCUCAAAUUUCCAAUCAAUUCAUGCCCGCCGAACCUUUGCCCGCCACUCUGUCCAGAGUCGAGAACUUCGAGAACGAGCUAGCCUACGUGGACCUGCAAGAAUUCGAGAAUCUGAGAACCGCGGACGGUUUGAGAACCGGCAACACUUACAGAACACCGCCCAGGCACAAUCCGCCGAGAUGUUGCGACGUGCCUGCACUUCAGUCCCCGAAAAACGCGGUCGCGCCCACGCAGACUAUUAUAGCGACCUCGAACACAGGGGCGGAUUACUCGAACAACAUUCAGAGAAUGAAAACCGCGCUCGCUGAUCAACCGGGGCUGGUCUCGAAGAAGGAGCACGAGAACAACAAGUUCAAUCAGAUUUCUCAGGACGAUAAACCAGUUCUGACAUCCUGCCCGUCGGCCAUCAUUCCAAUGCACAACGGCCAAGCGUCGAGCACAGAGGCGUCGAGCAGCCACGGAUGUUCUCAGGGAUCCAUCGUGAACGGGUUGAGCGGCGGCCCUCAGUCGCAGAUAUUUCUCAACGGGCUGCACGGCAUGGCCUGUUCGAGCAACGGAAUCCAGGGUAAAAAUAAUCACAACAACUCGAGCAUCGGCCAACCGUCCUCUAAUAACGGUCCGUUCGGUAAAAAUGGCAUACACUUGUCCAGCAAUCAUUCGCCGGCCUGUUCUUAUCAGUUUCCAGAGAACAUCGAUCAAUGUAUCGGGCAAACCUGUGCCUACUGCACCACGAAGCUCAAAGAUCCCAAGUCUCACGAGCUGUGCGGUAAAACGAACGCCGGUCAAUCGACCAGUUCCGUCACGACCGCGAAUCGGGUCGACGAGAUGCGUUUCAUCGACGAGGAAUCCCGCGGAGAGGCGGAAUCUUUCGACCAAUCACGAGGAGUUCACAGAACACAGACGGUGGUCAGUAUCGGCCCACUCUGCGUCAACGACUCUAUAGUUAGAAGUUGCAGUGUCGGUUAUUUGGACAUGGUGGACGCGCAAUUGGUUCCGUGCGAUAUCGCUUUGAAGAUGCUUAGGAAGGAGGCGCCUAACAAAAGAUUGGUCCUGGUUUCGAGAAAGACGAAGAGGAGAAAAAAGAACAAGACCCAACAAGAGAUCGGACAGCAAACGUCCAAGUCGCCCAGGCUUCGUAACUGUGGCAAAUCUAAGAGUUUGGAUUCCAGUGACAUAUUUCCAGCUAACGAGCAAAUAGCCUUGCCACCUAAGCUGCCUGAACACGCUGAAGAAGCGACGGGAACGGUGAAUCUCGAGACUGUCGAGGACAAAAGUAACGAGUCUUUGGAGAAAUCGCCGGACGCCAUAGAGAUUCUCGAUGAAUCUGCUAAGCUUAUUACAGGUUCCGUUGUGGUUAUGUCUGCCGAGGUUAAGCCAAAUCGAUUGAAAAGUUGUAAUUCGCCCGUUAGAGGGUCUAGCCCGAGUGGGUCGUUAGCAUCGUCUCUGGACGGUCUCGCAGCUCGGCUUCGAGAUUUCGACGAAAGUCAUUCUUUGCCGCCACCAUCGCCUCGUCCAUCCACUAGAUUACCUAGAAGUUCUCCCAGUAGUCCAGCACCAUCGAAAAAAGGUAAAAGGCCAGCAUCUGCCUCGCCGAUUAGAAGAAGACUUUUAUCGAGUCCUCUGUUAAGUAGAAAACCGCGAAAAAGUCGAGGCGAGAGUUCAGACGAGGAAGGACUCUUGCAAGAUGACUCGUCGACCAAUUACAGAGAUCUCGAGACGUUCCAAAAAGCACAGUUGCGACAGAAGUUGAAGCAGAAAGGAGGAGGGAUAUCUGGCCACAAAUCAGAAGCAGUGAGGCGAGAGCUUGUGAUGCAUAACAAAGCACCGAUGUGGAAUGAGUCCAGUCAAGUAUAUCAACUUGAUUUUGGUGGUAGAGUGACACAGGAAAGCGCUAAAAACUUCCAAAUAGAAUUUAAAGGAAGGCAGGUAAUGCAAUUCGGAAGGAUAGAUGGAAACGCCUACACAUUGGAUUUCCAAUAUCCCUUUAGCGCUUUGCAGGCAUUUGCCGUUGCCUUGGCCAAUGUUACACAACGGCUCAAGUAAUAAUCGUUAGUCUUCGAUAAUUCGUUUGGUACAAGAACGUUUAUCAGGUGAAAUUGAGGAAAACGAAGAAUGUUAUCCAGAAUGAUAAUCUUGUAAUUAUAUAAAUUAUUCGUCCAAAUUAAAAUAAAAGAAGAGAUGAAAAAUAGAAGGCUAAAUCUAUAAUAAUACGCUACGCAUAUAGUAAAGGAGAAGAAUGAAAAACACUUUAAAUACAGCUUUCGAAAAUAGAGCCACAUGUCUUUCUAUUAUUAAUACUAUCGACGGGCUAGAGUAAAUAAAUUAAAUAAACGAACAAACGUUCAGCCAGCCUCGAUACUCUAGAGAUCACAGUUGAAGAAAGCACAGUGGUUUUGCUUGUGGCAAAUAAAAAUAUAUGAAAAGAAACAAAAAAGAAGAAAAAAAAAAGAAGAAGAAAUGAAAAAAGAAAAAAAUGAAGAUCUUAGCCUCUCAAUCAAUGCCUUCAAACUAAUGUAAUACGAUAUGUCAGUUCGCAAGAAUCAGUUUUUAGCGAGCGAAUAGUUGAGAGCGAUUUGAAUUUGAGCGGAACAAUGAUUUUGUGGCAAGGAACCGUGGUAAAAAAGAAAAAAGAAAAAAGAAAAAAGAAAAAAAAAAGAUUUUGUUGAAAUGCUUCUUCGUCGUACCGUCCAAAAUAUUUCGUUUCUCCCAACUUCGAGCGCUCAUUUUUGUAUAGUUUAUGCGACACGUUGAAGUCUAGUAAUGCUGUUGAAAGUUCACCUCGUUCAUUUUUGCGGUCCGCCGAGUGUAUUCGAAUUUUAUAUACAUAUAUAUUGACGGACUCGCAUAAUCGCGCGAGCGUUUCAUGUUGUUCGAUUAAAUGUUUCUUAAAGCAUAUUACAAAAUGGAGAAAAAAAAAAAAAAGAAAAAAUGAUGAAAUGAAGAAUAACGAUAACGCUAAAUGAUAUAACGUCCGGCCUGUAUUCGUCCUCGUCGAAGCAGGACAGACGAAGGAGGCAAAAUGAAUAAAAAAUAGGAUAAAAUAAAAGAAUGUAACCAAAUGGUGCAAAAAGGAAAAGUAUUUGCCUGUAUGCUAGUGUGUGUACGCAUCAAACUAACUGUCGUCUGUACUUAAUCCAUGGUCGUUGUAUUUCAUUCGCCUAAUUGUAAGUAAUGUGAACAAGAAAAAGAAGAAAGAGAAAAAUAUCGAUUUCAGGCCUACACAAGAAGCGCUUAAUGGAUAUAGUUAUUUUUUCGUCGAGUCGAAAUUUUGAGAGUGGGGCGCCUGAAACGAGGUCAAACUAUGUAAGAAUGCGAUUAUAACUUUUGUUGUCUAGCUAUACAUAGAAAGACCAAGUUAAAAGUAUAUUAUUAAAAUAUGACAUGAAUUGCAAAGUCAUAUAACGCUUGAUAACGAAUAUGUAUAAGAAAUGACGCUUUAGAAAUAUUUAAUUUCUCAUAAAAUGUGAUGCGUCUUAUACUGGCUGUAACCCUAUUUUUUGCAAACAUAUACAUACGAUCAAUUUUAAUAAUUGCGAAUGUAAUUUAUAUCGUUCGUCUUAACUUUUAGAAUCGAUCCUUUUUUUCGAUAAUGUUUACAGUUAUUAAAUCAGGCCGCCCCGUACUCACGAGUUAGCGAUAAAUAUACAAAUAUUUAUGCCACACGUAUUGACAGUAAUCGUCGGUAUAUAAAGCUGCUAGAUCGUAUGGUUGGUUUGAUUUUUAGACAAUUUGUAUGUUGAAUUAUCUAUCGCCACCAGUAGUAGAUAGCACGUUAUACUUACUUACAUGAUAUAUUAUCAGCGACAAACGGUUUUUGGUUGAUAAAUACUGUUGCAUUCGUACCAUAAAAAAAACUCGCAGGAUAUAUAUAAAUAUAAUGAUACGCGUAGCGUGUGUACAAGGAAAUUUUAUUUCGAAUUUGUAUAGAAGUAACGAACAUCUGAAAAAAAGAAAAGAAAAACGACGCACAUUUAUAAACAACGUAAUCGAUCAAUCGAAUUAUGAAUAAUAAUGUCGAUGUCCUUUUGAAAUUUUUUCAUGAGUUCGUGCGUAGGUAUGUUAAAGAAACGUUUUAUACGAGAAAUCGUUGCAAAGUUUCUUUCGUAUUUUAUUUAAGAAACUGUUCUAGAAAAACAGGGAAAUAAUAAGAAAAAGCAAAAUAUGGAGUAAAUAAGAAAAUUAAGAUGUUACGAACAAUGUUACGAACAACACAGUUUCACAAUGGCUAACUUUUCAUACUUGCACGAACUUUUGAUAUCAAGAAAAGAAUUGCAUCAAUGUGAUCCAAUUAUUUUUAAUAUAUAUGCGUCUUUAUUGCAUCCGCCGAACAAGACGGACUUGAGUCACGCGAUACAGGUUAUGUUUACAAUGACGAGUCAAUCCGCCAAAUACCUAUUUCUUUUUGGGCAUCCGUUAUAUAAACGUUAUAAAACGAUUGAUCAUCGAUAGAUAUAUUAAAUAAAAAUCCACUAAAAAAAAAAAAACAAACUGUCACAAUUUGGAUCAUUGGAUCUUCAUUAGAAUGCUUCUUUGACGAUGAAUAGUGCCUAUGCAUAAAUCGAAUGGAACGACCUAUGAAAGUAAUGUAUCGAAUCUAAAACAGGAACAUUACUCGUCGAAAGUUUCUUGAUACUUUAUUAUUGUAUAACAAUUAUUAUUUUAACAUUAUAGAUUCACAUAAGCUGUCGUUUGUAGCUACGCAUAAUAUAAUUAUACACACGCCAUAGUCGUGACUGAGUUCCAAAAUGUUCGGCCUAGCUCAACAAGUCAGACUUACUAUUUGUUACAUUUGUUAAUUCAGAUGAGAAUGUUUUUCGUUGAAAUGUUUCUUUUAUAAGCAUAAUAUUGUGAUUACUGAUAUAUUAUUAUAAAAAUGGUGUGUCACGCAUAAAAUCUUGUGACUGAAUAAUAUACUAAAGACACGAUUUUACAUUGUAAUGAGAAUUGUAUCAGUAUUGUUUUUGUUUCUCGUAUAAUGAAGUUGUUGAUUUAUCGCUGAACGAUCAUUCUGUAUAUGUGCAAUGCAAUUUUGUUACCGAAUACAUUGAUGAUUAUCAAACAUUUGUAAAUAAAGAAUGAAAUUCUACAC
Messenger RNA from Apis cerana (Asiatic honeybee), 7768 nucleotides. It is a transcript of the gene Tusp, whose product is annotated as WD40 superfamily protein Tusp. Gene Ontology annotation, molecular function: protein binding. NCBI's taxonomy places the organism in Eukaryota, Metazoa, Arthropoda, Insecta, Hymenoptera, Apidae. The record is from RefSeq and is a predicted model, not a curated record.